Messenger RNA from Sebastes umbrosus (honeycomb rockfish), 1299 nucleotides. Its product is annotated as vascular cell adhesion protein 1-like. Gene Ontology annotation, cellular component: membrane. Gene Ontology annotation, biological process: cell-cell adhesion. The transcript has 5 exons. The record is from RefSeq and is a predicted model, not a curated record. NCBI's taxonomy places the organism in Eukaryota, Metazoa, Chordata, Actinopteri, Perciformes, Sebastidae. Bases 229 to 1299 code for a protein of 356 amino acids. Gene Ontology annotation, molecular function: integrin binding.
GUGAUCUUCUCCAGCCAACUGCCACCUUAUUUUGGUUUCUGUUUUUAAGGUACUGUAGGCUACAGAUAACUCCUCAGGCACGCCCUGCGUCUUGCUUGUGCCAGGGUCAAAAUGUGCACAGUAUUAUAAGAAUCUUUUACUUCAAUAUCAGUCACACUCUUGUUUGAUAGGGCUUUGGGGCUUUUUAUUACCGGACAUAUCAUUUGGCUACAAGACCUACUGGAUACAAUGUUUUUCUGUUACAUAUUUUUGGUGGUUUCUUUGAUGAAUUGUCUGCAGGACUUCCAAGUGUCAAGUUGUGAUGAAAACUGUGCAGAUAAACCCGUAUUCACUCCAUCCAGACUGGUAGUGAAGUUUGGUGACCCAGCCUCUGCCAGCUGCUCUGUGUGUCAGCAUGCUUGCCUCGGCAACUUAUUUGAUGUGGAAAGCCCUGUGGGAUACAAGACAACAAAUGGAACCACGGUUUCAUGGAGGGUUGACAGACUGACUGAAUGGGGCUCACCUCCUAUUUGCUAUUAUAAUAACAAUAUUACUAAUGACCAGUGUUGUACCUACCUGCCUAUUACUGUCUACCAGCCUCCUGAUAAUGUGUCCAUCAGCUUUGUUGAUCUCACUGGGCCGAUGUUUGAGGGUCACCAGUACACUCUGCAGUGUACAGUACAGCAUGUGGCUCCUGUUCAAAACCUCACAGUGACCUUCUACAGAGGACAGACAGCACUGGGUCAACGACUGUCCAAGAAUAACACAGAGAAGAAACCAGUGACUGAGAUCUUCACUCUGAACAUCACCCCGAGUAAAGAAGAUGAUGGAGCCCAGUUCUGGUGUGAUGCAAAGCUAGAACUGGGACCUGAAGGACCACAGCUCCCUCCAGUGGUGAUGUCACAAAACAUCACCACCAUUUUCCAAUAUGAGCCUCAUCUAGUGGGGUCAUUACAUCCAGAUUGGCCCAUAAUAGGUGCUGUUGGUGACCAAAAUAGCGGUGAAGGUCAAGGGCAGAGCGGAAUGGGUCCAUGCUACAAGGUGCAGAGCAGCACCUCCUGCUACUGGAGAGGGCAAGCAGGGACGUGGCAAGUGACAGGAUGGUCACUCCUUCUCCUCUCACUGCUGAGUGGGUUCGGUCAAGGGACCGAGCAAACUAAUCCAAGGAAAUCGGAGCAUGAGGGCUCUCAUGUUCCAGGUGCCGAGCUGAGCCUUGAGCUCGGUAGAACAACAAGCAACCCAGUGAUUGCAACCAUUGUGAGGAGGGUUGAGCCACCACCCAACACUUUGUUACACACCGGUGUGGUGGACAAAAAGUGA